AUGCGCGCCGCAUUCCUCCGCUCAUUCCAGCACCUCGCACCGCAGAAGCCGCAGCCGAAAGAAUCCAAGCCGAUCCAGAACCAGCCUCCGAGCCAGGCCUCGUCCAAAACCGCGCAGAGUCUGGCCGCCGACAAUACCGAUGUCUCGAAUUCAGAGCAGAGGAGGCGGGAUUGGUCCAUUAUUCGUCGGCUUGCAGUCAAUCUCUGGCCCAAGAACGACUGGGGAACGCGGGGGCGCGUCCUCCUUGGUGUGGGUUUUCUCGUGAGCGGAAAGAUUCUCAACGUCCAAGUACCGUUCUUUUUCAAACAAAUUAUCGAUACUCUCAACAUCCCUGUCACCUCUGAUUCCACUGUCUGGGUCGUGUGCGGCUCUAUCAUCCUCGGUUAUGGCGCUGCACGUAUCAGCGCAACGCUCCUUGGAGAACUUCUGAAUGCUGUCUUCGCUAACGUCGGUCAGCGUGCUAUUCGUAAAGUGGCUCGCGAUACGUUCGAGCAUCUCCUCAACCUCGAUCUCAAGUUUCACCUCUCGAGGCAAACGGGCGGUCUGACUCGCGCAAUCGAUCGGGGUACGAAAGGCAUUACGUUCAUUCUACAGGCGAUCCUGUUCCGUGUCGUCCCAACCGCUCUCGAAAUAUCUCUAGUGUGUGGUAUUCUGACCUAUAAGUUUGGAUGGGACUACGCGGCCAUCACCCUAGCUACAAUGGCAGCGUAUACCUGGUUCACUGUGCGCACGACCGCGUGGAGGACUCGCUUCCGGAGAGAUGCGAACGCAGCCGACAACAAGGCCGCGACAAUUGCCGUUGACUCGCUGAUCAACUACGAAGCCGUCAAGCAUUUCAACAACGAGAAGUACGAGAUCAUGCAGUACGACAAGCACCUCGCAUCUUAUGAGAAAGCGUCUGUCAAAAUUGCCACGUCACUCGCAUAUCUCAAUUCUGGGCAGAAUGUCAUCUUCUCGACUGCUCUGACUGGCAUGAUGUUCCUGGCCGCACAAGGAGUAGUCAAUGGUACAAUGACCGUCGGCGACCUCGUCAUGGCCAACCAGCUUGUGUUUCAAUUAUCCCUGCCUCUAAACUUCCUCGGAACUAUCUAUCGCGAAAUCAGACAAAGCCUCCUCGACAUGGAAGUUCUCUUCAACAUCCAAGCACAGAACACCCCGCCGAAGGAUGCUCCUGAUGCAAAACCUCUGGACCUCACCGGGGGUUCGAUCACUUUUGAAAAUGUUGCAUUCGCCUAUAACCCUGCUCGCCCAAUUUUCCGCUCUUUGUCCUUCACCAUCCCUGCUGGUAAGAAAGUCGCCAUCGUCGGCCCCUCUGGGUGUGGCAAAUCGACUGUUUUCCGCUUGCUCUACCGCUUCUAUACGCCUUCUUCAGGGCGCAUCCUGAUUGAUGGCCAAGACAUAUCGAAAGUGCAAAUGGAGUCUUUAAGAAGGCGGGUAGGCGUUGUCCCGCAGGACACCCCUCUGUUCCACGCAGAUAUUAUGCACAAUGUCAGGUAUGGGCGGCUGGAUGCGAGCGAUGAGGAAGUUGUGGAGGCCGCGCGAAAGGCACAUGUCCACGAGACGGUCAUGAAGCUUCCUGAUGGAUACAAGACCACGGUAGGUGAGCGCGGACUGAUGAUCUCCGGCGGAGAGAAGCAGCGGCUUGCGGUGGCCAGGGUGCUAUUGAAGGACCCGCCAAUACUGUUCUUUGACGAAGCGACUUCUGCUUUGGAUGCACACACUGAGUCGGAGCUCAUGAAGAACAUCAAUUCGACGCUGCUGGAUCGAGCGCGGACCAGUAUCUUCAUCGCGCAUCGUCUGCGCACCGUCGUCGAAGCAGACCUCAUCAUCGUCUUGAAGGAAGGAGAAGUAGUCGAGCAGGGAACGCAUGAGGAGCUGAUCAAGGAGGGAGGCUUGUAUCACGGGAUGUGGCAGCAGCAAGCUGCGGAUGUAUUCAUGGAGGACUCGCCAGCUCCUGUUGAGUGAGGACGAUAUCAGGAUUCAGGUAUGUGAGGUAUGUCAUAAGUAUAAGGCAUAUAUAUAGCACACCGUGUGAGAGCCAGUUAAAUAUUUUGAACCCACCUACUUGCAAAUUUGCGCACUCG
Heterobasidion irregulare TC 32-1 is the source of this 2084-nucleotide messenger RNA. Its product is annotated as ABC transporter. The coding region runs from base 1 to 1965 and encodes 654 amino acids. The transcript is spliced from 11 exons. Gene Ontology annotation, molecular function: ATP hydrolysis activity; ABC-type transporter activity; ATP binding. Lineage: Eukaryota; Fungi; Basidiomycota; Agaricomycetes; Russulales; Bondarzewiaceae. Gene Ontology annotation, cellular component: mitochondrial inner membrane. The record is from RefSeq and is a predicted model, not a curated record. Gene Ontology annotation, biological process: intracellular iron ion homeostasis; transmembrane transport.